This is a messenger RNA of Metarhizium robertsii ARSEF 23, 717 nucleotides long. Its product is annotated as Histidine phosphatase superfamily, clade-1. Gene Ontology annotation, biological process: ribose phosphate biosynthetic process. Gene Ontology annotation, molecular function: sedoheptulose-bisphosphatase activity. The transcript has 5 exons. Lineage: Eukaryota; Fungi; Ascomycota; Sordariomycetes; Hypocreales; Clavicipitaceae. Bases 1 to 717 code for a protein of 238 amino acids. The record is from RefSeq and is a predicted model, not a curated record.
AUGUCCAACCAAGAUGCCAAGACACCCCGUGUAUACCUUGUGCGACAUGGAGAGACGGAAUGGGCCAAAUUAGGUAAAUUCACUGGCACCACGGACAUUGAACUCACUCCGGUGGGGAGGCAGCAGAUCCGCUCGGCGGCGACAAUGCUCGUAGGGGCUGGCAAAUUCCUCGACACGUGCCGCAUCUCCCACAUUUUUGUCAGCCCGAGGAGAAGGGCGAGACAAACUUUUGAGCUCCUGCUGCCCCCCCCCGUUGAGUUGGGCUGGAUGGUUGAGUUUACUGAGAGUAUUGCGGAGUGGGAUUAUGGGGAGUAUGAAGGGCGCACGGCUGGGGAGAUCAAAGAGUUGAGGAAGGAGAAGGGGCUGGACCAGGAGAGAGAGUGGAGUAUUUGGAGGGAUGGGUGUGAGGGUGGCGAGUCAAUGCAGCAAGUUACUGAGCGUCUGGACGAGCUUAUUUCGCGAAUUCGAGAGAUCCAGAGACCUUACAUGAAUGGGGAAAAGCCUGUUGAUGUCGUGCUUGUUUCGCACGGCCUCAUUCUCCGAUCUUUCGUAAAACGCUGGCUCAACUUCGCGGUCGACUCCCCCUUGUCCAUCAUGCUGGACCCGGGGGCGAUUGCGGUUCUGAGCUAUCAGCACAACAAUGUCGACGAACCGGCCUUUCAUGCUGGCAUGGCGCUCCCGCCUGCGAAGGGCUGGAACACUGCUUCGUCAAAUUGA